CUCGUGUUUACUUCCAAUUCAAUUCUAAUUAAUUUAAAUUACAUUUUACUUUUUAUUCUUAUGUUUAAUUUAACCGAUAAAUUAAUUAAUCAACUAAACGUGACCUCGAGUUUAUCCAGAAAAAUAACUGUUUUCAAUCAAUUCGCCCCUGAUUAAGUAUCUCAACACAUUCGGUUGAGUUUAUUUUGCUUUCUAACAUUUACUUUGUUUGUGACUCUCUUAAUUUCUGGUUUUUUUGUAUCUUUGUUUUCUUUAUUCAUAUUUAAUUGUUUCGAAUCAAAAUGGUCAAAGAUGAUGGUAAAAGGCCUAACGACUAUGGCGAUGAACCGGAAAAGGCGAAAAAGGUGAAAAAGGUGAAAACCGAAGGAGAUAAGGACAGAAUUGAGGAGAAUAAUAAAACUAGACCAUUGGAAGAUUCUCAAGAUCAAAGUAAAAUUGCAGCCAAAAAAUCGAAAUUAAUUAAUUGUGAUUGGGGUCUAGGAAAGGGUUGGUCGAACAAGAAGAUAAACAAGUAUCAAAUGACGAAAGAAGAGUUUUUUGAUUACAUUAGAAAUCACAAAACUUUAUCAACAACUAAUCUAAUUGAUAUUCGGGGAUAUGGUAACAAUUAUUAAGAAACGAAGAUGACAUUUUUCAAUUUUCUGUUCAAUUUCGUGUAUCUAAGCCAAACCAUUACUUUAAUCAAUUUCUUUUGGACAAUCGGACAUCCAACAAUCACCAAUAAUACCAAAUGAGAUGAAUUCGCAAUACUUUUUUUAUCCAAAAAUUAAUCAAACAAUUAGUUCAGAAAAUCAAUUUCCUUAAUUUUCUCAACCUUCAUUUCCAACAAUUGAUUUUUCAUGAUCGUUGGUUCAUCUGUCAAUUAGAAUCCAGAUCUUCACUUUUCCCUUUUUACCUGAAUGAUGAUGUUAAUCAAAAACUCAUUUCCAUUCAAGUUGUUACAGUUAAGAAAAUUCAAUUAAAAAUUAUUCUCUGGUAA
Panonychus citri (citrus red mite) is the source of this 979-nucleotide messenger RNA. RefSeq lists its product as uncharacterized. The record is from RefSeq and is a predicted model, not a curated record. Bases 282 to 614 code for a protein of 110 amino acids. Lineage: Eukaryota; Metazoa; Arthropoda; Arachnida; Trombidiformes; Tetranychidae. The transcript is spliced from 2 exons.